Funneliformis geosporum is the source of this 128-nucleotide messenger RNA. NCBI's taxonomy places the organism in Eukaryota, Fungi, Glomeromycota, Glomeromycetes, Glomerales, Glomeraceae. The record is from the annotation of a GenBank genome assembly.
AAAAGGCCAAAAGGAUUAAAGGUGCCAAUUCGCUUUUUAAUUUAGGUGAUGAGAGAGUUUUGAAAUAUGAUAAGGAAGAGUUAUUGAGAAUCUUGGAAGACAAUCGUUAUCAUUCUCCCAAAGAUUCA